UUCCGUUUAGCCUUACACACACUCUCUCUCUCUCAUGCAGUGUGUUCGUCGCUUUCUUUGUCAGGCUUUUUCUCUCCCUUUCUUCCCCGUCUCUCUCUCUCUCUCUCUCUCUCUCUCUCUCUCUCUCUGUUCACUCGCCAUUUUCGUCGGAACCCUAGGAGACGAUCAUCAUUCCAUGAAGCUCGGUGUCCUCGUCGUCACCUUCCUUCGUUUUCCACUGGAGUUUCCCGGUUAGAUUUUCUGACCGCACCAUGGAUGCUGAUCUCUGGGGUCCGCCAACUGGUCCAGAUGUUGGAAACGAUAGUUGCUACGUUCAAACCGUACGGGGUUGCGGAUUUUACUUCGAUCGUAGAUUAGAUGUGAUCGAGGAAAAUGCUCUGAACGAGAUAUCUUGUGUGCAAGUGUUGAGGAUAUUGAUGGAGAAGGAAGAUGCUGAAAUCGACAACCAUGAGAAAGUUUCGAUUUUGCCCCGAAAUGACGAUACUUGCUACAAUGUGGAAAAGAUCCAUGAUGCUAUCGUUCCGGAGGCCAACACCAGUUCCACACAAUCGGCUAUCGAUGAGGAAGCAAGCAUCUCUAAUCUUAGUGAUGCUCAAACUGCUGGGAGCAGAGAUUCUAGUUACGCCAUUGAAGACAGAGACCCAGAGACAAGAUCGAAGCUUCGUGAGAGGACAGCAACCAGCUCAGAAACAGUUCAGCCUGCAGGAGCUGUGGAAGUCUCUAGUAUAGAUGCAUCUACAGAACCCUUUACCGAGAAGGGGAGCAUUUCUUCUGGUUCGGUGUCGACAGUCAAUAGCAAAGAAGUCGAGGAACAUUCUUGUUUAUCCUUGGAUGCCAUCAAAACACUAGAUCCUAUAAAACAAGAAGAUACUGCAGAACUUCUCAAGCCUAAAAGAACUGCUGAGGACUCGGCCACAAACAUUAGCAGAGAUGAGGUGAAACACCUGAAUGGUAUGCAGCAAUCAGAAACCUCAGACUUGAAACCUAGCAGCCUCAACAAACCAAGUGAACACCACUGUCCUGCUGCCAAAAGCAAAGAUGGAAGCCCCGGUUUAAGGCAUCUGGUUUCAAAAGCUAGACAGAGGCUGAGAGAAAAGACUAAUGCUCUCAAUGAGAAGAUGAAUACUGCGACUUUGGCUGCAGAAGAAGAUGAAGAAAGACUGAAGGAUGAUCACCAAACUCCCAGUCUCCAAAAUGUCCUAAUUGCUACUGAACCUUUCACCAUGGAUUGUCUCUUAGAGAUGUGUGAUGGGGAAGAUAAAGGCGGUGAAACACCUCUUGAUAAGAAGCAAAAAAGAUCACAGGCCGAAACAGGUCAUGGAGCUGGAAGAACUGGUACACACGAUGAGCUGAUAAAGAACUUGAUUCUGAAGCCAGCAGAGGAAAAGACAAGGAGCAAUGCACUGCUAGUUCUACCAAGCUUGCAACAAAACCCUAGCACGCAGCAGAAAUCCAACAGUAGUAACCAUGCGGGUCCAAACAAGUCUUUUAUCAGAGAUACCAAGCAGAACAUAACUCAAGACGGGCAAGGUGAACCAGGGAAUCUUAUUGCUGAUCCAGGUGAUGAACAAAAACCGAUGAACAAGCGAAAGAAGAAGAGGACAAGCGAAAGCAGUAAGCAGACGUUGAGUGAAGCAGAGAUAUCAAGCGGGGACUUGAAUGAGAUGAAAACAAACGACUUAAAGGCGAUAGCAAAGGCGCUGAAAGUGACGCAUUACUACAAGCUCAGGAGAAACGACCUGCUUCAGCAGCUAAUUAGCCGUCUAAACCCUAUCUGAAACCCUCAUUACAUAUUAUUGUACAGAGUGGUAAGUACAUUAUUUCGGGUUUCCCGUUCUCUGCGGGAACUUCCUUGCUGGAGGCUGGAGUUGAGACGAUCACCGGCUUGGGAUCCACCAGGUAUAGCUAACAUUAGAUAUCUCAAAAAAAAAAAAAAAGAACACCCUUUGUUUGCUUGACAUCACAUGGUAAAAAUGAUUAGCUAGCUUCUGCAUUUUGCAGAAUCAUGUGAAUGAAUGGUGAUGAGCAGUUUUCUCACUACUGUGAACAUAUAUAUAUAUAUAUAGGUGGAUAUGCUCAUAGCAGUAACAGUCAGACUAAAGAAUGAAAGAACACGAUACUUCUCAUAGAGUCAGAGGCUCACGUGUGCAUUACUGCAUCCAACGUUUCCUUAAAAAAAAAAAAAAAAAAAAAAAAA
Messenger RNA from Tarenaya hassleriana, 2197 nucleotides. RefSeq lists its product as uncharacterized. NCBI's taxonomy places the organism in Eukaryota, Viridiplantae, Streptophyta, Magnoliopsida, Brassicales, Cleomaceae. The transcript has 8 exons. The coding region runs from base 252 to 1778 and encodes 508 amino acids. The record is from RefSeq and is a predicted model, not a curated record. Gene Ontology annotation, biological process: DNA-templated transcription termination.